GCUCCCUGCUGGUGGCAGCGCUGGGUAUGGGUCAGAUGGUGACCAUUGUCCAGCAGCUGACCGUGAUCCAGCAGUUCAAGAUCGAUUGGGGUGAGCCUUUCUCAAGCAUCCUUGUGGCUUUGGAGGUCAUGGCCUUCGACAUGGACAUGAUCUCGAUCGGCUGUGUGGCGCCAAUGGACCCCGUCUCGAAGUUCACCACACGAACCCUGUUGGUGCUGGUGUUCUUCGCUGUGGCGGCGAUUGUGCACUUCACAUACCUUGCCUUCAAGCGAUCCCGUGGCUUCCAGCUUAGCCUGCUGGCAAGGACUGUGGGCACCUUGUUCAUGGUCUUCUUUAUUUCCCUGUGCUCCUCUCUGUUGGCGCCCUUCCGCUGCAACACGCACCCCAACGGCAAAAUGACGAUUCAGACCUAUCAUGGAGUGUAUUGCAACGGCAGAGACGAGCAUUUGGCCAUGAGUGUCGUCGGCGGCCUCGCUUGCUUGCUGCCGGCGGGUUUCCUGGCCAUCUGCAUGUGGGUCAUCCUUGUCGAGCUGCCAAAGAGGCUACAAAACGCAGAUGUCAAGUUCAUCCGGGCUUGCUCCUUCCUCUUCAUGCGCUUCCGGCCGGGUGCGGAGGUCUAUUCCGUCGUCUUCUUGGUCCGAAACGCUCUGGUCGUCCUGUGCCCGCUGAUCCCGGGAACCUCCGGUAAGGUGGUCUCCAUGAACCUCCUACUCUAUGCCAGCCUUGUGAUGACUGCCUUCAGCAAGCCUUGGCGAGCUAUGCCCUGCAACUUCCUGGACAUGGCUUUGAUCACAGGCAUGUUGGUGAUCCUGGACAUGGGAUCCCUGUUCGUGGGCGAAGUCGACGGCGGUGUGACAAUGGUCAUUUGCUUGAUCUUCUCGGCGUUGAUGCUCCUGUCCAUCGUCGCGGCCGUGGGAUACGGAAUCACCAAGCACUUCAUGCUCAAGUACCGCAAGCCUUUUAGGUACUUCCUCUGCCACCAGAAGAUCCAGGCCGGAAGCUACGCACGCUUGCUGAAGAUGGAGUGCGGCAAGCGCGGGGCCAAGUACUAUUGCUUCGUGGAUUGCGAUGACCUCAACGACCUUACCAGGCUUUUCAGCUACGUCGGUCAAGACAGCGAGACCUUCGUCAUCCUCGGCAGCCCAGACAUCAUGACACGAAAAUGGUGCGUGGGCGAGAUGGUCACUGCCCGAAGCCACAAAGUCCACAGUGUCUUGUUGAUGUGGCCGGACUUCGUGAAGCCGGACAAGAUCUUCAUCGAGAACUACGACAGCAUUGUCCCAGACAUCACGGAGCUCGCCAACUAUAACAUCGGACUCCCGGAGGUCAGGGAGACUUUGGAGUGGAUCAACACUAUCGAGACCCUGGACGUUCCUGCAUUGCUGAACCCGGAGAACAUCAGCGGGGUCAUCAACGGCCUGACUGGGACGAUUCGCGCGAAGUCGGUCUCGCAUGAGAACCAGAGCCCAGACUGCCUCAUCAUCUCCGAUUUGGACAACAUGGAGGCUGCCGCCACUGCCUACAUCCUUCUAGGAUUGGUGGUGUCAAAGCUGAUGGGAGGUCAGAAGCACAACCAGCCGACUGUCUUGCAGAAGGAGAGGACCGUGCCCAAGAACGCCACCGCGGCCCUCGUGAUUUGCAGCGACGGGUGCUUCAAAUCCUUCCAAUUCGCUGAAUGGAUGCUGCAAGUGGCGAUGUUGGAGGGCUGCUGCGUGCUGCCCAUCAUCGCGGAAGACGGCUUCCGCUUCCCUGCGCAGACCUUCUACGAUGACCUCGACAAGAUCUCCCAGCUUGAAACCGUCGAUCUGAAGACCUACAAGAAGUGCAUCAAGGCUAUCUUCCAGGAGAUUGCCGUGGUCUUCUCACCACAGAACUAUUCGUCCACGGCCGAAGAUUUGGACCUUCGCGCGAAACAGGUCGCCUGGCGCCUGAAUUCCGGACAGCUGAAGUCGCUGUUCCAGAAGGUCCAGUCCAAGGACGACGACGAAAUCAUUGAGAAUGGCGAAAGCAACCAG
This is a messenger RNA of Symbiodinium sp. CCMP2592, 2015 nucleotides long. The record is from the annotation of a GenBank genome assembly. NCBI's taxonomy places the organism in Eukaryota, Dinophyceae, Suessiales, Symbiodiniaceae.